This is a messenger RNA of Micropterus salmoides (largemouth bass), 1031 nucleotides long. It is a transcript of the gene tm2d1, whose product is annotated as TM2 domain containing 1. NCBI's taxonomy places the organism in Eukaryota, Metazoa, Chordata, Actinopteri, Centrarchiformes, Centrarchidae. The record is from RefSeq and is a predicted model, not a curated record. The transcript has 7 exons. Bases 26 to 619 code for a protein of 197 amino acids.
UCCCCGUCACGUGACAGAGUGAAACAUGGCGUCCUCCCGGAGACGGCUGGUUUGUUUACGCUCCGGGAUUUGGAGCCUCCUGUUUUACUGCGUUUACUCUCAUUUGAAGGUGGUUCUGGCGGAGGAGGCUGAAAGCUGCGAGAACCUGAGACUCGGACAGUAUCUCUGUAAAGAUCCGAAGAUAGACGACGCCACUCAGGAGCCGGAGAACUGCAGGGACACGACGGCGUGGGUGGAGUGCCUCCCAGCUCCGAACAUCAGCUGUCGACUCUCUAACGGGACAGAGUUCAGGUUCAGCGGGGAGGAGGUGGGCUUCAACAAAACCAUCCCCUGCAGGAAUGUGAGUGGUUAUUCCUAUAAAGUAGCUGUGGCUUUAUCUCUGUUUCUGGGCUGGCUGGGAGCAGACCGCUUCUACCUGGGAUAUCCUGCGCUAGGACUGUUGAAGUUCUGUACAGUUGGUUUCUGUGGAAUCGGCACUCUGAUCGACUUCAUACUGAUCGCCAUGCAGAUCGUGGGUCCCGCAGACGGAUCAAACUACAUCGUGGAUUAUUACGGCGCUCGGCUGACCCGCCUGUCCAUCACCAACGAGACCUACAGGAAGCCACACCCGUCUCUGUGAACACACACCGACAGGAAACACCGUCAGUCAUGUGAACACAGAGAGGACUGCACACGGCCGAGGACACGCUCCUAAAAAUCACUUCUGUUCAUUUAGUUCAACUUUAUCCACACGCUGACUCAACAGACAGAACGUUUAAAAAAUAAAAAUAAAAAAAACUGUAAACCUUCACAUUCCUGCUGAUCGUUCACGCAAUCAUCCAUCAGAUUGAUCUCCUGACAGGUUUCACUUCUCUAUGAACAGAAUAAUUUACCUCCUCUGAAUAGGUCACAUGUAAUGUACGCCUCUGCGGCUUUUAUUUAAUAUGAAAAUACGGUCCUAAUAUAUUGUGACGUGUCACUUUUCUGUCUUUAAGUUAAUUUAUUUCAUGAAAGCUGACUUUGUAAAUAAAGUUUCUUUUUGUGUUCAUCUA